Caenorhabditis elegans is the source of this 728-nucleotide messenger RNA. RefSeq lists its product as uncharacterized. NCBI's taxonomy places the organism in Eukaryota, Metazoa, Nematoda, Chromadorea, Rhabditida, Rhabditidae. The record is from RefSeq and is marked reviewed. The transcript has 3 exons. The coding region runs from base 246 to 695 and encodes 149 amino acids.
CGCAGCGGAAAAUUGUCGGCUUGUCGGUCUAGUGUACAAUCGUGGAAGCCAUAACAAAACUCUAAUUGGUGAAAAUCCCAUUUUAUUUUCGUGAACUUGUCCCCCCCCCCCCCCUUUUCAAAAUUUAAAAUUCUCACGUCGAGUAAAUCAAAAAACAAAAAUUAAUCGAUUUUCGUUCAUUCCCAAACUCACCAGCUAAUCGAGAGGCUCAAAUAGCGUUUUGCUCAAUUGAACACGAUUUCAGUAUGAAGUUCGAUGUCUCUUCGUCGUGCCAAUUUGUUGUCCAACUCCUCCAAUUUUGCAAUGUUUUUAUUCUUCUCGCGGUUAUGGCCAUCACCUCAUGCGGAAAGAAAAAAGCAUCAAAUAGCAAGGAAAUGAGCAAAAAGAGUAUGCAAACCGGCCCUGGAACAGCCACCGAAGCCGGAGCUGCUUCUUCGUUAGCACCGGUCGACCCGACAAAGCUCGCCACACCUGGACCAGCGGCGCCGAAAAAGGAAGAAGCUCCGCCUCCAGAGAAGCCCAAGAAAGAGGAGAAGCCAAAGGAAAAAUCGAAGAAGUCGGCGAAAUCGAAGAAAUCGAGCAAGUCCAAGAAAGACAAGAAGGAUGGAGAGGAUGAGAAUGGAUAUGAAAACUGCCAGGACAUGACUCCGGAUCAGUUGAAGAAGAUUGCCGAGCAGGCAGAUGAAAAGAAAUGAUACUUUUUGAUAGGAAAUAAAGAAUCGAGAAAA